AUGCGUGGAUCAAUGUGGACACCGGCAAAGCUCAUUGCGCUAUUCAGCGUGAUUGGACGACUAUCGUCAGCGACUAAUCUAAGCGGUUUAUGCUCUGGCAACCAAGAUAGCUGGCCAAAUUACUACGGACCCCACUUUAUUUACGGAGGGUGGACACCCCCCAACAAUGUCCUAGGCUUUGGCGAGUGUGGGAUCUUGGCGCCUUUGAAAUGCGGUACGGCCGGCUUUCAACCUCAGACUCCACCACAGACUGGCCAAUUUGGUCCAGUAUAUGGUGACAAUGGAAAAAUGGUGCAAGCUGCCUCAACGGCCAGUGCACGCCGAUCUCAUGCUCCAGCAACGAGGUUGCGGUGCCUUUCUAUAACGACUUCUCCCUUCCCGGAGGCUCAGGACCUGGAUACGAUCUGGAAUGCCAGUGCGGCCUUUACAUAUCAGGAGCACCACUUGACUCCUCACCAUAUUAUACCGGUGACUGCUCCUGCCCCUCUGGUGUCUCUCUCAUGGAUGUCGACCCCUAUUGGGACAAUAGCCGGAACAGAUAUCAUAUUGCGGAUUGCGAAUGCGGGUCUGGCUCGCAAGUCUGGAUGUACCUCACCUAUCAAGGGCGCAUUCCAUCUGCAAACUACGAGUGUCUGCCAAAUUGUCCGGCAAACGCUGUGCUCGAUCCUAAUGGAGGGUCUAGUCCUCAAUGCCUCUGUACCUCCGACUUUUGGGGUCCGAGCAACGAUUGCCAACAAUGUCCUGCUGGCUGUGGUCAAGCAUCGGAGGCAGGCUGCAUAUGCGGACCAGGAACGGUUUUUCUCCCAGCUUCGAAUAGCGUGUUCGAGUGUGAGGCCCCUUAUGUGA
This is a messenger RNA of Kockovaella imperatae, 846 nucleotides long. RefSeq lists its product as hypothetical. Lineage: Eukaryota; Fungi; Basidiomycota; Tremellomycetes; Tremellales; Cuniculitremaceae. Bases 1 to 846 code for a protein of 281 amino acids. The record is from RefSeq and is a predicted model, not a curated record. The transcript has 2 exons.